GCCGCCGGAAACAGUGACGGUUUAAAGCACCGAAUUCUGCUGCGAACCGGUUAAAUAUCAAUGUGCCGCGUGAUUACUGUAGAGUCUCGGAUCUGAUUUGAACUGAUUUGUCUUUAGCUGCGCAUUGAACGUGUUUGAGGUGUUGUCGAAAUCUCUCUGAGAGGAGUGCUUUGUUAGUUGCUAUGUACCUGGUGCUGAGGAUUUUGCUCGCUUUGAGCACGUUUCUGGCAUCAGGGAACUGCCUUGACAACGGUCUCGCUCUACUUCCUCCGAUGGGAUGGCGAACCUGGCAAAGAUUUGGCUGCAACACCGAUCCGGUACUGCAUUACGACGAGUGCAUAAGCGAGACUCUUAUCUCAGACAUGGCCGACCGUAUGCUGCUGGACGGCUACCGCCAGGCCGGCUACGAGUACCUCAUUAUGGACGACUGCUGGAGUGCCAAAUCAAGAGAUGCCCAAGGGAAUCUAGUGGCCGAUUCCCGCCGCUUUCCGAGAGGAAUGAAGACUGUCGUGGACUACGUACAUUCCAGAGGCCUCAAAUUUGGCAUAAACGCGGGAAUUGCGGCGAAGACGUGCAAUGGUUAUCCGGGAAGCCUCAAUAACUUCGAGCGUGAUGCCAAGACGUUCGCAGACUGGGGCGUCGACUUUGUCAACGUGGACGGUUGCAACAUGGACCCCAAGAAGAUGGAUGAGCUGUAUUCACAAUUCGGACGAGCCCUGAAUGCCACAGGCCGGCCAAUGCUCUACUCAUGCGAAUGGCCCAUGUACCAGGCGCAGUCCGGCAUCACGCCUGACUACGAGAAGAUAGCCAAGACCUGCAACAUCUGGCGGAACUACGCCGCCGUGACGUACAACUGGAGCCAGAUAUACGAAGUGGUGCAGUAUGAAGCCAAGCAUCACGACCUUCUGAUGAAUGUCACAGGUCCGGGCGCCUGGACUGACUACGGCACGGUAGUUGUGGGCAGCUACGGUUUGUCCGAGUCCCUUCAACGUUCUCAGAUCGCAUACUGGGCGGUGGCGCCCUCUCCGGCGAUUCUGUCGGUUGACUUGCGCAGCGUAGACAACGCGGCACGGUCCCUACUGCUCAGCCCCUACGUCAUCGCCGUUAACCAGGACCCACUGCGCUCAAAGGCCAGCCAACUUCCACAGAAAAACAACCUGGACGUGUGGACCCGAUGGGUUAUGCCCCGACUUCCCAGUGGCGACAGUUCCAUGGUGCUGAUGGUGCACAACCCGAGCAUUCGCGGAGGUCCGCUUGCCUUUGAGAUUACCGUCGCCGACUUAGGCUUGCACAACCCUCGCGGCUACGUGCUACAGGAUGUGCUCAACAACAACACACUCAUCGGUCUUUUUUACCCAAGCCAGAAGCUCAGCGUCGCUGUUCCACCUCUGGACGUCAUCCUUUUCAAGGCAACUAUCACCGACCGCUGACGGCGGGCGAUACAGCUUGUGCCUAGCG
Rhipicephalus sanguineus (brown dog tick) is the source of this 1458-nucleotide messenger RNA. RefSeq names its product alpha-galactosidase A. Gene Ontology annotation, biological process: oligosaccharide metabolic process; glycoside catabolic process; glycosylceramide catabolic process. Gene Ontology annotation, cellular component: cytoplasm. The coding region runs from base 183 to 1430 and encodes 415 amino acids. NCBI's taxonomy places the organism in Eukaryota, Metazoa, Arthropoda, Arachnida, Ixodida, Ixodidae. Gene Ontology annotation, molecular function: alpha-galactosidase activity. The record is from RefSeq and is a predicted model, not a curated record. The transcript has 7 exons.